UUCACAGUACUACAUCUUAAUUAAAAGUGGCUUCUUGGACAUCAUUUAGGAUUGACAGGAACAGAUUUGUUUCAUAAAGCGUUGCUACCAUACAGAUGCACCUACACAAAAUUAAUUUUAAUCAAGUAUAAGACGGAUGCAGCGUCUUUUGACGGCUCAAAUAGUGUUAAGGUUUUUUUUUUUUUUGGGUGGGAUAACGCGUUUAAAAUAGCAAGACGGGGGCAUCGCGUCACGUGACCUGAAUAGUCAAACACGCUGAACUGAUGUUUCGGGGAAACCUAAUGAACAGAGAGCCUGGCUGGACCGGACCGACAGUCAGUCAGAACCGCUCUGGCACUACGACCUCUCACGAUACUGCAGUCAUUCUUGCAGAACAAUGACACUAUGCGAGUAGCUCCUAUUCGUUAUGGAGACGCUCCGGCUGCGUUUCAAUCGUUAAUAUGUUGCAUCGCAAAAUUACCAACCCGGGUCAGAAGAUAAAUGGGUUCAAUGAAGAAUAUUCAUAAAUUAUGCAUUAUGACGUCUGAUCUGUUGCUGUAUUGAGGGGGUCGUUUCCAGCCAUUUCAUGUUUACCCGGUACUUGAACACUGUGGGACUGAAUUUCACCCCCACACCCGGCUUCCUUGGCCACUGGAGGGCGCUGUGCUCCCCCAGUCUUGCUAGCUGGAUGUGUCGACCCCCUUGGCCUAACCCCAGAAACUACCCGUCUGUAAACAUUAGACCCCCGGACGUUUGCCUACGUGUCGGCUGGAGACAGGCGCCUCUCAGCAGUUGUUCUCGCAAGUCUUUCCAGCUGUCCUGUGCACACAUGGACCAGGCCGACAAAGAGCCUCCGCUGAAGCGGAUGAGGAGUGCAGAUAGGAGGAGCGCCAGUCCGAUGCGGCAGCCUGGAGCCUGCAGGUCGCCUCCCCCCCCCCCGAUGCGUAGCACUGUUGCCGUCAGCCCAGACUGUGCGAAUCGACCUUCUCUGGAAUGUGCCUGGACUAAAACUCGCAAAACUGUUCAGACAGAAGCAAUAAAGAGACAGUGGGAAGACUUUUCUUGCCACUACAGGCACACAUCCCCUUCUCAAGCGAGUCAAGAUCCACCCUUUGACUUUUCCGUGAUGUCCUACAAUAUCCUUUCUCAGGACCUCCUGCUGGACAACGCCUACCUGUACAAGCACUGCCAGCUGCCUGUGCUGGACUGGAGCCAUCGGCUGCCCAGUCUCCUGAGGGAGCUGGAGCAGCACAGUGCAGAUAUAUUGUGUCUCCAAGAAGUGCAAGAGGACCACUACCUAAAACAGAUCAAACCCGGUCUAGACUCUUUAGGGUACCACUCUGAGUACAAGCGACGCACUGGCCGCAAGCCCGACGGCUGCGCGGUCUGCUUCAAGCGGGACCGCUUCUCCCUGGUGUCCUGCCACCCCGUGGAGUUCUAUCGGCGCGGCGUCCCCCUGCUGGAUCGCGACAACGUGGGCCUGGUGCUGCUCCUGAAGCCCUCCGGUCUCGCUCCCUCCUCGGUGCGCGGGCUCUGCGUGGCCAACACCCACCUGCUGUACAACCCCCGACGCGGCGACAUCAAGCUGGCCCAGCUGGCCCUGCUGCUGGCCGAGAUCAGCCGCGUGUCCCGGCCGCUGGGGGCCGCCGAUGACACACCGUGCCCCGUCAUCCUCUGCGGGGAUUUCAACUCCGUGCCCUGGUCCCCCCUCUACACCUUCAUUCGGGACAGCAGGCUGGAGUACGAGGGCAUCCCCAUCGGCAAGGUGUCCGGUCAGGAGCAGAGCCCAAGGGGACAGCGGAUACUGACCACCCCCAUCUGGCCCCCGAGUCUUGGAAUCAACCAGCGUUGCCAGUAUGAGGCCGCGUCCUGCAGGACUGCAGGUGUUGGAGGCGACAUGUCCAGCCUAGACGUGAGGGACCAGGAGGAAGAUGUCCCUGAGAUCUUGGAUCAGGGGCGCCUGCCCAGGAUAGAGCAUGAGCUGCAGCUCACCUCUGCCUACUCGCACUACCUGGAGGACGGCAGGCGGCCGGAGAUCACCACCUGCCACUCCAGGACUGCUAUCACCGUGGACUACAUCUUCUACUCUGCAGCUCAGGGAGACGUCUACAUGCAACCGGAAUGCAGCAGGACCUCCAAGCAUGGGCUGCACUUACUGGGCAGGUUGGGUCUCUUGGGAGAGACGGACCUGUGGAUGGCCAACGGACUCCCCAACGAGCAUAAUUCCUCGGACCAUCUGCCGCUGCUGGUGCGCUUCCGCCUGUGUUACUGAUAGGUAUCCAGCGCCCCCUGGAGGGCUGGCGUCAAACUACCAGAGACUAAUACCCCAGAGUUUUCUUUUAAACUGGAAUUCAUGCACGCUGAGGAAUUCACUUUGAAUGGACUUUCUUGAAGAAAGAUGCCUUUUUAAAAAUUACAUAGGAGUUACAGGAUUCAAACAUUGCAUAUAAAUCUGGAGGUUUGACCAAAUAAUUUGGACCCGGCAGUUGACAUUUUGAUCCUGUGGUGCUUUUGUACUUAAUGGA
Molecule: messenger RNA, 2504 nt
Organism: Brienomyrus brachyistius
Lineage: Eukaryota; Metazoa; Chordata; Actinopteri; Osteoglossiformes; Mormyridae
Gene: angel2
Product: angel homolog 2 (Drosophila)
Exons: 9
Coding region: 566-2251 (561 amino acids)
Biological process (GO): 3'-UTR-mediated mRNA stabilization
Molecular function (GO): 3'-5'-RNA exonuclease activity; mRNA 3'-UTR binding
Source: RefSeq, a predicted model, not a curated record